Molecule: messenger RNA, 1353 nt
Organism: Scedosporium apiospermum
Lineage: Eukaryota; Fungi; Ascomycota; Sordariomycetes; Microascales; Microascaceae
Product: Rta1 domain protein
Exons: 2
Coding region: 1-1353 (450 amino acids)
Source: RefSeq, a predicted model, not a curated record
AUGAGCGUGAGUGUUGAAGAAUUCCGCGAAUAUGUCGAAAGUGGAGAGGUGCCCGUCGACAGCCAUGAUCGGCUGUUGCGAAUAGCCUUCGUUGAUCUGGACGCACGCGGGUGGGAUGGCGAUGGAGUCUUCGAUGUCGUGGAAGAACUCCACACGCGACGUUGGUCAUUUGGCCGGGGGGGUUUACAGUUCAAUCGCACUCUCGACGUCUUUUACUUGACCCAAAUCAUGGCAGCCCUCUACCGCGCCUCCGACCAAAUGAACGGCGACUUCUGGCCAACGCUAGAAAACUUUGACACGUUCUACGACCAGCAGCACGACCUGCUUAACCGGGACGCAUGGAAAGAGUACUACUCACCGGCUUUCCUGAAGCAGCCCACCUCGGCUCGCUUCUACCGCCUCCCCAACUUACGGGACCUCCCGGACGCGAGCGACCCGCUCGCGGGACCACGACCACAAAAAGGAUACGGCCACUUCACCAAGAUUCCGCGCUGGGCACACAGCGUUGUACGCACGCAGCGGAAUCAACCUACCCUCCCCAAAGAAACCAUCACCCAAAUAGCCCUCUCCACCCUCCAGCAGACCACCUCACGCUUACGAAAGGACAACCACCCAAAGGGACAACCUUACUCCGAGACCCAAACCUGGUUCUGGCUUCGGAAAAUGGGCAUAGAUUCGCCGUCGCGCUCCCCCAAGGAGUCCGCAGGCGGACCUGACCAAUUCGGCGCUGACAUUGGACGAGGCGACAUCGACAUGUGUCGAUGGGAAGCGUACUACUCACCGAAACUGUGGAACUCGAUGGAGGCGCGGACUGUGGUUCUCGAGCCCGAUUUGGACGGGACGCGCCCGAGCGAGUUUUGGGGGUGCGGGUGGCCGGACGGCGGGACGACCCUUUCCGUGUGGCAGAGGGGGUGGGAUCCAGAAGUGGGGAGUGAGGAGGAGAUUGAGUUCAUGGCUGCUGUUGCGGCGAAGGAGACGGAGGGUGUCGAUGUUGAUCUGGGGAAUUUGGACUACUCGAUACGGUCGCAAGUGCUUUUGGCCGUGAUGCGUGCUGCCUUUGAGACCGCGACUGAGCGGCGGGAAAAGGAAAUAGAGGAUCUGAAGCAGCGGAUAGUCGAGAUGGGAAGGAUCAAGGAUGAGAGUAAGGCUGAGCAGUGGGUUCGGGAAGUCUUGAAGGUCAUGGCGCCGUACGCGCAGAAGCGGGAUCAAGAUGGAUGGCCUGCUGCUGUGGAGGAUCGGGGUGAAUUGCUGCGGCGCAUCCUGCUCGAAAACGGACAGCUUUUCGCAAGAUGGAGGCAUCCGCGCCGUUCCAAAGAGUAUCAUUUCGAGCCGGAAGCAGCGGAACCGUGGUAA